AUCACCCCGUCACUCGUUCUUCUUCUCCUCCUUCUCCCUCUCCCUCCCCUCCCUCCUCCCACCAUCAUCUACCAUAGCAUAUACCCACUAAACAUGCGCCGCUCAUGCAGGCUGGCCGCGUUUCUUGGCCUUGCUGCCCUUGCCGCUGCAGAUCUGAGGCAUCAACCACUCUCAACACAUCAUAAACGUGUAGCAAGCAGUGGGAUCAUAUACGACGGUCAGAUCGCUAGCUCAUACGAUUACGUCAUCGUUGGCGGCGGUCUUGCUGGCCUCGUCCUUGCAUCUCGCCUCUCAGAGGACGCAAAUGCCACUGUGCUCGUACUUGAAUCUGGCGACACAGGAGACGCAGUCCGGUCCUCUAUCGACACACCAGGUGAUGCCUACUACUCCUCCCUUCUCGGCACCUCCUAUGACUGGCAAUUCGAAACCGUCCCCCAAGAGAUGCUGGACAACCAUGCUGUCUCCUGGCCUCGUGGUCGUCUGCUCGGCGGAUCAACAGCCGUCAACGGGAUGUACCUCGUUCGUCCUUCCCAGCUCGAAUUCGAUACCUGGGCACAGCUUCAAGGCGGUGCCGCCGGCGCGAAUGACUGGUCGUGGUCUGGAAUGUUCCCUAUGAUGAAGAAGAGCGAGAAUUUCACCGCUCCCAGUGCGGCUAUCUCCGAUGCGGGAGCAAUACAGUACGAUAUCAACUCGCAUGGUACUGCUGGCCCCGUGCACUACUCCUUCCCGGGGUACAUCGUCCCGGCCGUAGGCAACUGGACCGAGACGCUCGACUGGAUCGGAAUUGUGCCGAACCCAGACCCGGAUGGUGGCCAGGGCUGGGGUGCGUUCAUCGCGACAAGCUCGAUUAACCCAGAUAACCUCACUCGGUCUUACUCUCGAUCGACGUACAUCGACCCCCUCCCGCCUCGCCCGAAUCUCGCCAUCCUUCCCAAUGCCACCGUCACCAGGCUCAUCCUUGCCCAAAGUGGACAGGUGGUCAACGCGACUGCCGUCGAAUUCCAGGCUUAUGAUGGUGCACCUGUCCAGACCGUCGGCGUAAAUAGGGAGGCCCUCCUUUGUGGAGGCGCGAUUGGCAGCCCGACCGUGCUCAUGCGCUCUGGUAUCGGCCCCACGAACAUCCUCCAGCCUCUGGGUAUCUCGACUUAUGUCAACCUCCCCGGUGUUGGCCAGCAUCUCCAGGACCAUCUUUCUGGUGAAGUCGUCUUCUCUACCACUGCAGAGACGGCUGCAUCAAUCCACUCUUCCGGAUCUGACCCUUCAUCUGCCUUCCUUUCCUUUAUCAACUCGGCUAUCGCUUACCCCAAUAUCACCGACCUACUGGGCGACUACGCCCCCACCUUCCAGAGCGACAUCCUGAACAACCUUACCUCGUCAGCAUCUAGCCUUGUCCCGUCCACCGACCCGACCGUCAUCGCUGGCUACAAAGCGACGUACAAUGCUCUCGCGAACACGAUCCUGCCCUCUCAAGUUGGGCAGAUCGAGUUGCUCUUCUCGCUCACAGGCACGUCCUUCGGCGCUAACUCGAUCGCCAUCCAAGCCGCCGGUCAGCACCCCUUCUCCCGCGGUCAGCUAUACAUCAACAGCACGUCGGCAUUCGACAAGCCCAUUAUCGACCCUGGCUACCUUACCCACCCCGCAGAUAUCAUCGUCCUCCGUGAAGGGCUCAAGCUUGCUCGUACCCUCGGCCAGACGUUCCCCUUGAACGCCGUCAUCACCGGAGAGCUCUCUCCGGGCAGCACAGUAAGCACAGACGACGAAUGGGACAACUGGCUCGUCGGCGUCGUCGGUACCGAGUACCACCCAGCCUCAUCAUGCUCCAUGCUCCCGCUCGACCAGGGAGGUGUCGUCGACCCCUCACUGCACGUCUACGGCACAGGCAACGUCCGUGUUGUGGACGCCUCUGUCUUCCCUAUCGAGUUCUCAGCGCAUCUUAUGGUUCCGACGUACGGGUUGGCAGAACAGGCCGCGCAGAUGAUCCGACAGCUCUGGAACGAGGGUGUCACACCUAGCCAAGCCACCGCUACUGCCACUGGCUCCCUAGGGCCUAGCUCGAGCGGGACCACCGGUGCAACCCCCACAGCAGGAGCGAAGAGCGCUGUUCUAGGGUUGAGCCCUGCUUCUUUCCUUGCCGUAGGUGUGGCAGCUGCAUUGGGAGCGUUAGUGCUGUAGGUUUUGGAGGCUGGACUCCCGGCAUAGAGCCGCUCGGGUUUGUUGCAUCCUUUUUUUUUCUCUAUCUCGGCGUGCUUGCGAUCGCGAGUACUGAACUGUUCCCUGAACUAUUGGGCAAACGUGUUACCACACCCCACACCCUACAUCCAAUCGUACCACCGUAUCGUCUAUCCUAGUCUGCCUUAUACAAGGACUCUGUUUUUUACUUACUGUCUGAUGUGGAACAAACCCUGGUCGUUUUCAUUUUAUACUAUUUCUCCAACGUGUGAAUGUUGUAGGGGAUAUUGAUACCCUUAAGAUGGUUCUGAGAUGAUAUUCAUCGUGAAUU
Molecule: messenger RNA, 2500 nt
Organism: Dacryopinax primogenitus
Lineage: Eukaryota; Fungi; Basidiomycota; Dacrymycetes; Dacrymycetales; Dacrymycetaceae
Product: alcohol oxidase
Exons: 3
Coding region: 94-2172 (692 amino acids)
Molecular function (GO): flavin adenine dinucleotide binding; oxidoreductase activity, acting on CH-OH group of donors
Source: RefSeq, a predicted model, not a curated record